This is a messenger RNA of Sitophilus oryzae (rice weevil), 1311 nucleotides long. RefSeq names its product skin secretory protein xP2-like. Lineage: Eukaryota; Metazoa; Arthropoda; Insecta; Coleoptera; Curculionidae. The transcript is spliced from 4 exons. The record is from RefSeq and is a predicted model, not a curated record. Bases 83 to 835 code for a protein of 250 amino acids.
AUAAGAUGGGGUGCGUUUAGGAAAUUCGUACUAUUUCCCAUAUCGUUCUUGAUUAAUCAGUUUAUAGAGCAGUUUCAGUACUAUGAAAGGCUUGAUAAUACUAUCUACAUGCCUGGCGAUGGCCUUUGCCAAACCGGGCUACGGCUACGAAGGUUUCGGCAGCUUUGGUUACGCCGCCCCAGCUAAGACCAUCAUCACCUCCUACAUUGCUCCUGCACCCGCUCCCGCUCCUCGCCCUCUUGCUUAUGCCGCUCCUGCACCCAUUGCUUAUGCCGCCCCUGCACCCAUUGCCUAUGCUGCCCCUGCUCCCAUUCUUGCUCCUGCUAAAUUAGAAGGACCUGUUUCUACUGGAGCCAUCCUGGCCGGACCUAAGAGCACUGGAGCUAUCUUGGCUGGUCCUCAAGAAACCGGAGCCAUCAUCACCGGUCCCCAAAAAACAGGCGCCAUCUUUACCGAGCCCGCUAAAACUGGUGCUAUCCUGACAGCCGCACCAGCUCCAAUACUCCCCGUUGCUCCCAUUGUCCUUCCAGCCCCAGCGCCAGCACCUAUUGCAUUGCCAGCUCCUGCACCAGUGGCGUACCUAGCACCAGCCCCGGCACCAGUAGCGUACCUAGCUCCAGCCCCAGCACCGGCAUUACCUCUUGCACCAUUGCCUUUGGCUGCUGCUGCCAUUACCAAAGGAGGUGGCACUAUUGGACUCUCCGGAGCCGGUGCCACUGUAAAAGGACCACCAACUGCUCCAGUUCUAAUUGAAGGACCUGCUGGCAAAAUCAAGGCUGAGGGACUUUGGGGACCCACCCUCCAAGGGCUUCCCUACACCAAGAAAUAUUAUUAAGUAGUUUAAAUUGACCAUAGCCCAAUUUUCUGACCUCAAAAUAACUCAUUCUUCUUAAUCGAUGCCUUGAAAAUACAAAACACCCUUUAUAAGGGCAUUAUUAGUAUAAGAAAGCAAUUGAAAUGUGAGAUAAACUAACAUCUUUCCUUUCUUUCUAUACUACCAUCUUCUUAAAUGCAAAUGUUUUUAUGUGGUUCUAGUCUAUUGUUCUGUACUGUUGCAUGCACAAUAUCUCUUUGUUCUAACUACCUCUAGUAGAAUAUAGUAUUGCAUUUAAUAUUCCUUUUGGCUUGUGGAUCUUAGUCACAUUUGAAUUGCUUUAGAAGUUUAGAUUUUUUUUUGAAGUAUGAAUUCAAGGUACGCUUAAAAAUGAGUUUAAAACUCGACUGCCCUUUAUUAUGUUGACCAUUGUUGUUCUUAGGUUAUUUAUUUAUAUAUGUUAUAGAGCAAAAUAUAAAAAAAACAUAAAAAAAUAU